AUGGAGUCAGGAAGGAAGGAAGCCAACAUUGAGAUCUCAGGGCUUUGGCUCUUUGGGGACCAGGGGUGGGUUGGGGGCAGCCAUGCGCCAACGGCCUCUCCUGUCCCAGCCCUGCGGCUGAACAGUGGCAAGACGUUCUCGAGGGUGGAGGCGACGCUGAGCUGGUCUGAGGCCCUGCGGUACUGCCGGCGGCACCACACGGACCUGGCCGACCUGCAGAGCAUGAACAGCGUGAGCAGCAUGAGCUCCCUCUACUCCCUCACCAGCAGCACCGAGGCGUGGAUCGGCCUCUUCUUCGACGUGCGCGUGCGCGGCCUCAGCUGGUCCAGCGGCUCCACCUUCGCGGCGCCCGUGUGGAGCUCGCUGCCGGUGUUCGCCGAGGGCGUCUGCGCCACUCUGUAUUCCGUAUCCGUCUUCCCCAACCUCGGGGCCGCCUCGUGCACGGCGCAGAAGCCCUUCAUCUGCUACUACGACCCUGCUGUGGGGCACCGCACCCCCACAGAGCCCGCUCUCAGCCCAACCACCUCUCCAAAGCCAGCUGUGGUCCAGAUUGGCCGACAGACCUUCAUGCGAUUCGACCAAGAAAUGACCUGGCCGGAGGCCCUGCGGUAUUGCCACAGCCACCACACGGACCUGGCCGACCUGCAGAUGGUGACCGACGAGGCGGGCAAGGAGGCCUUGAAGUCCAUCACGAGUGAGACCGAGGCCUGGAUCGGCCUCUACUUCAACGCGACCUCUGGGUCUCUGAGCUGGUCGAGCAACCUGGGUGCCAGCAUCCCCACCUGGCUUCAAGUGCCUGAGCUGGGGACGGGACUGUGUGCGGGGCUCCGCACCUACGCGCGCUACUCCCCCCGAGUGUAUUCGUUGGCCUGCUCUUCCCUGAGACCCUUCAUCUGCUUCUAUGACCCUUCCGUUGGGCACCGGGAGUCCACAGCUCUCCAGCCAUCCUUUCACGCUCCCUCCUCAGAAGUGGCCGUGGAGACAAUGCGCAGGCCAACUGUGACCACUGAAGGAAGUGGCAGUGCCGUGAGAGAGACAGCCGCCGCCACUCAGGCCCAACGCGUGAGCUCACCCGAACACCCAGAGUCUAAAGGCAAAACUCCGGCGCCAGCAUCAGGGCAGGUCUUUGGAAUCCUGAAAGCAGAUUUUACCAUCCCAGCUCUCCUGGACCCAGAAGAUGUGAAAGACCAGUUUUUGAGUGAGAUCCGAGAAGUCUUAAAGCUUACAUUAGGUCACGAGCAAUUCAGAUUGAAAUGGGUUGGCUUUGAAGUGAACAAAAAACAGCCCAUGUCGGCAGACCCGGAGGCUUCUCACACCAUCUUCUCUGGAUUUUGAGUGACUUGUGGUCUAUGAUGCUAGCAGAUGAGAACAUACGUUUGUUCCAGGCGCUCAGAAAUAACUGCGGAUAUACGAAGAGGUGACUACACAGCUACACCUGUGAAGAAAAACUGGCCUCCCUGGAUUUUAUAGGGUGCAGGAGGUAAGCAGAGGAAGAUGGAGGCGUCUGGGAACAGUAACCUUGAGAAUGACAAGCAAACAGGAGCCCAAACCCCAACGAAACCACACCAGUCCUGAAACAAACUGCAUUCAUCUCCCUGGAGAAGAAAGAGAGGACAGUGGUGGCUGAGAAGCUGAGGGAGGCCACACUUCCGGAGAAGCGGAGGGCACUUUCUUCACUAGCCACCCGAGCUGUUACAGAGACCUCAGGCUGUCCGGAGUGAGGAGCUCCCCGAGGGCAUCCUCGCAAUACGACACAUUAAUGGUGGGUUUGUCCUCCUCCAUCCGAACACUCUUUGCCUGUCCGGUGGGAAGUUCUCCAACACGUUGUCCUCAAUGCUAAGACAGAACUUCAGAAGAAUGUUCCCGUAAGCACGUCCUUUCUGGUUUUUCGCCAGGUGUUCUAAUCAUCCAGAUACAUGCUCGAAGUAAGGUGGUAACGUGUCAAAUACAGUGGCAACUUUAGUCUGAAAUGUUUAAAGUUAAAGUUUAUUUGUAUUCUUUGUAGGAAUAGCAAUAAAAGACCUCAAACGUAUCUAUAUCUGUACAUGUACAAGAACCAUCAAAAAGUAUUCACAGAA
This is a messenger RNA of Leopardus geoffroyi (Geoffroy's cat), 2078 nucleotides long. It is a transcript of the gene CLEC20A, whose product is annotated as C-type lectin domain containing 20A. The coding region runs from base 1 to 1335 and encodes 444 amino acids. The record is from RefSeq and is a predicted model, not a curated record. Lineage: Eukaryota; Metazoa; Chordata; Mammalia; Carnivora; Felidae. The transcript has 8 exons.